AUGAGAACAGCGAUCAUACCAUUGCACACACCUUGUAGAAGAGAUAUUGAAGCAAUCUCGUGCGCUCCUGGUCGUGCUAGUUGGGCUGUAGUCCGCAACACGAAUGUCAGGGAGCAUAUAGAGUACACGCAUACACGAAAAACGCCGAGCGAUACCCUUGAUAUUAAAGAUUGA
Plasmopara halstedii is the source of this 174-nucleotide messenger RNA. RefSeq lists its product as uncharacterized. NCBI's taxonomy places the organism in Eukaryota, Oomycota, Peronosporomycetes, Peronosporales, Peronosporaceae. Bases 1 to 174 code for a protein of 57 amino acids. The record is from RefSeq and is a predicted model, not a curated record. The transcript is spliced from 2 exons.